Molecule: messenger RNA, 347 nt
Organism: Merops nubicus (carmine bee-eater)
Lineage: Eukaryota; Metazoa; Chordata; Aves; Coraciiformes; Meropidae
Gene: STARD4
Product: StAR-related lipid transfer (START) domain containing 4
Exons: 2
Coding region: 18-347 (109 amino acids)
Biological process (GO): cholesterol transport involved in cholesterol storage; intracellular cholesterol transport; cholesterol import
Cellular component (GO): endoplasmic reticulum; cytosol
Molecular function (GO): cholesterol transfer activity; cholesterol binding
Source: RefSeq, a predicted model, not a curated record
ACAAGAACUGCUGUGUGAUGCGCUACACCACUGCUGGCCAGCUCUGGAACAUCAUAGCACCAAGGGAGUUUGUUGAUUUCUCUUACACUACAAGCUAUGAAGAUGGGCUUCUUACAUGUGGUAUAAGCCUUGACUAUGGAGAGGUGAGACCUAACUUUGUCCGUGGAUUCAAUCACCCUUGCGGUUGGUUCUGUGUCCCCCUUAAGGACUGUCCUAGUCACAGUCUCUUGACAGGCUAUAUUCAGACUGAACUGCGAGGGAUGCUACCACAAUCUGCAGUAGACACUGCCAUGUCUAGUACCCUGGCCAAUUUCUACUCUGACCUCAAAAAGGCACUGAAGGCGUAG